UUCAUCGUUUUUCAACAAAAUCCCAAGGUCUAAAAAAAGACCAACCCCUUAUAAUAAGGUCAUGCUCUAAGCUUAGCCGUUCUCCAUUUUCUUGUAACAUAUAAUUAUAUUCUAAAAUAUUUAUAAAAAAAAAAAGAAAAAAAAGAAAAAGAAAAAGGGGGGGAAGAAAGAAAUGGAGGGAGCUAGGCUUUUGCAUUUGAUCUGUAUGUUUUGUAUUGCCGCUUUGAUUAGAGGAAACGUUGCAGAAUUCGACGAGUAUUGGCAAAAACGGUCCGAGGAAGCUCACAAUCACUCCCUCGAGGCUUACCAUUCCGACCCUUUCGAGAUCGUCGAUCACUUCCACGAACGCCAUUACGACAACUCGACAGAUAUCGAGGCAGAGAGGGAAGAGGAGGAUGAUCACGAGGAGGAGGAGGAGGAGGAGGAAUACUCGAUCGCCAUGUUAACCGGCACGACCAACAGCACGAGAAGGAGUUUGAGAGGCCGAUCGAGGAGAGGACGACGUGGGAAAUGGAGCAAACUGAAGGGACCUUGCACCGCAAGCAACCCGAUCGACAAGUGCUGGCGUUGUCGGGCUGACUGGGCCAAUCGCCGGAAAAAGCUCGCCGACUGCGUCCGCGGCUUCGGCUUCAAGACCACCGGAGGAAAACUCGGACGCAUCUACGUCGUGACCAGUAACCUAGACAGCGAUGUCGUAAACCCUAGACCGGGAACCCUACGUCAUGCCGUGAUCCAGAAGGUACCUCUGUGGAUCAUCUUCAAGAAGGACAUGCACAUCAGGCUGCAGCAGGAGCUGCUCAUCAACAGCCAUAAGACCAUCGAUGCACGUGGCGCCAACGUUCACAUCGCUUAUGGAGCAGGUAUCACCAUGCAGUUCGUGACCAACAUCAUCAUCCAUGGCCUUCACAUCCAUCACAUUGUCUCCAGCAAUGGCGGCAUGAUCAGGGACUCUGUCGAUCACUACGGGUUCAGGACCAGGGCUGACGGCGAUGGUCUCUCCAUCUUCGGCGCCAGCAACAUAUGGAUCGACCAUGUCUCCAUGUCCAGAUGCCAAGAUGGCCUCAUCGACGCCAUUGAUGGCUCCACAGGCAUCACCAUCUCCAACUCCCAUUUCACCCACCACAACGACGUGAUGUUGCUGGGGGCGCACAACGUGAUAGACAAGGACAAGAGGAUGCAAGUGACGGUGGCGUACAACCACUUCGGGAAAGGGCUGGUGCAGAGGAUGCCACGUGUCAGGUGGGGAUUCGUCCAUGUUGUGAACAAUGACUACACCCACUGGCAGCUUUACGCCAUCGGUGGAAGCCAAGGCCCAACCAUCCUCAGCCACGGCAACCGUUUCAUCGCUCCCCCUCACAUCCCCCAGUACAAGGAGGUGACGAAGAGGGACUAUGCACCGGAGUCGGAGUGGAGGAAAUGGAACUGGAGAUCGGAGAAGGACGUGUUCAUGAACGGGGCGUUUUUCAGGCAAUCGGGAAACCCUAAAUUCAGGUGCACGCAUACGAGGCAGCAGAUGAUACGGCCCAAGCACGGAAUGGCAGUGUCCAUGCUUACCAAAUACGCCGGCUCUUUGGACUGCAAGGUCGGCCGCCCUUGCUAAAAGAAAAGCUCACCUGCCUUAACCUUUUUCUUUUAGGAUGCAUGGUUCUACUACUGCUUGAGUUGGUCGGAAAGAUUUUAAAUUAAGGGUUCGAAGUGGAAAUUUGUCUGAUUAGCUGAGGGCAUUUGUUUCAAGAAACCAGAAAAAGAAAAUGUGCCAAAGAGAUUCUACUACUUGUGAUUUGUGAUUUCUAAUCCAUUGUUGUUUUUCUUUCACUUCA
Molecule: messenger RNA, 1820 nt
Organism: Tarenaya hassleriana
Lineage: Eukaryota; Viridiplantae; Streptophyta; Magnoliopsida; Brassicales; Cleomaceae
Product: probable pectate lyase 19
Exons: 4
Coding region: 173-1600 (475 amino acids)
Molecular function (GO): pectate lyase activity
Source: RefSeq, a predicted model, not a curated record